Molecule: messenger RNA, 1106 nt
Organism: Linum tenue
Lineage: Eukaryota; Viridiplantae; Streptophyta; Magnoliopsida; Malpighiales; Linaceae
Source: the annotation of a GenBank genome assembly
CAGAAAGUGAAGAAGUACCUCUAGCAAUCACCUGGAAUAGAUUCAUAAAGAUGUUUCUUGAUGAGUAUAUCCCCGACUCCAUUCGAGAUGACAAGAGAGAAGAGUUCAUGAAAUUGAAGCAGGAGUGGGGGCAGACUGUUGCUGAAUACACGGAGCAAUUUAAGAAGUUGUGCAAAUAUGCUGAUCCCGCAUACCGAACAGCGAUAGGGAUGCGAGAUCGCUAUAUUCGAGGCUUGAAAGCAGAAAUUAAGAAAUGUAUGGGAGAAGCGGAGAGGGUUUCUCAACCCAUAGCUUAUCGGGCUGCCCUUCGCAUCGAGAAGGAUGAGAAGAUGGCUCAGGAAGAGAGGACUGCUAGAUUCGACGUCCGGAAGAGGAAAGAGUCCACUUACUCGGGUAGCCAGACUCUCUCAACUCACCCUUCUAAGAGAGGACCUGGUUCUACCAUCCAUCUGCCUUCCCAUAGCAUGGCAGGCUCUAACAGGAGUGCACCCACACAGUACCCGCUCUGUAAAUUUUGUGAGAAACAUCAUUCGGGGGUGUGCAGGUUCAAGCUAGGCCUCUGCUUUGGCUGUGGUCAGCCGGGGCAUAAAAAGGCCAAUUGCCCACGAUUCACGGGACAUACUAUGGCGUUAUCUGAGCCUUCGAUUGGUGGAGGAAGGAUGCAAUCAGGCGGGAGAUUCAAUGAUAGAGCAACCACCAUCAGCAACACCCACAACAAUCAUCGCGACCAGAGUCAAAUGUCCAAAGCUAGCGGGCAACCCAGACUCUUUGCUAUGGGGAGAGAAGAAGCUAACGCAGCCCCUGAGGUUGUGACUGGAGCUGCUAGAAACCAGGAGCUUGUAGACCACCCACAGGUGCACAGUUGCUGUUCAGGAUGUCAUCAGAGGGGUUAGUGGCUAUGGAAGUUUCAUGAAGAACUUUUAAAGUUUAUGCAUUGUUCGUUAGUGGACUUGAGACGGAUGUUCGCUUUUGCUGAUUAAGAAUGUGUUUCCCUUUUGAAUUUGGAUUUGAUUGAUGUGAUAUUUCUUCCGAACUUUUCAUAUUGAACCUUUUAUGGUUAUCAAGGACAUUUCGGUAAAUUUAUGUGACCGGCCGGUCUAGGGUGU